CCUCAGCAGCGAACAAGCAGCUAUGAGUUUAUUCCCCCCAACAUGUCUGAGCUGAGGGUUGUCCUGCUGGGGAACAGCUGGUCUCAGAGGAGAGACGUGGGGAACUUCAUACUGGGAGGGGCCGUGUUCAGCACUGAGGAACCAGACUGCUGUGUGAGGGUCAGCGGGCGGUGCAGGUGGAAAGAAGUCGUUCUGAUCAACACUCCAGAUGUGCUGCAUCCAAACAUCUCUGAGGACAAACUGACAGAGUUGAUAGAAACCUGUGUGAGGCUCUCUGAUCUUGGACCUCACGUGUUCCUGCUGGUUCUACAGCCUGAAGACUUCACUGAGGAGCAAAGACUGAGGCUGCAAACAGUCCUGGAAGACUUUGGUGAUCAGUCAUUUGAACAUUCGUUGAUAUUGAUAUCAACACCCACAGAGGAACAAUUAACUUACACAGAAAAUUACAAGCAGCAUCCAGCAUUGAAGCACCUGGUCACCAUGUGCAGAUACAGAUAUUUAAAACAGAAAGAUGUUGAACUUCAGGAACUGUUGACACGCUUCAGUCAGAUUGUGAGAGAGAACAAGGAAAAGCAUGUGAGCUGUGAUUUAUCUGAAACUGGAGCAGAUGGUUCUCAUCAAACCCUGAAACAUCAGCUGUCAGUGCCUGCAAACAUGGAUCCUGCUCGAGCUGCUGCUCGUGGACUCAGGAUUGUGCUGUUUGGGAAAAACGAGGAAGAAAAGACGACACUUGGAAACUUCAUCACAAAGAAAAAUUCUUUUCAGUUCAGAAAUAUUUCUCCAGCUAAACACUGUGAAGAUGCUCGUGGAGCGUGGAAAGAAAAACCAGUAACAGUGGUGAAAACUCCCGACAUGUUCAGUCUGUCUGUGCAGGGAGUGAGAGAGGAGAUGAAGAGCUGUGUGAGUCUCUGUCCUCCUGGACCAAACGUUCUGCUGCUGUUGGUCAAACCUUCUGAUUUCACUGAGGAGAACAGACAGACUCUGAAGUUCAUCCUGAGUUUGUUUGGAGAAGAUUCCUUUAAACACUCGAUGAUCAUCAGCACGUACAGACAUCAGUGGAAAGAAACAAGCACCUCUGUGAACAAGCUCCUUCAGGACUGUGAUGGAAGACACUACAACAUGUUUACCAAUGAGCACAAAGUGUUAAUGGAGAAGAUUGAAGACAUGCUGCAAGAAAACAAAGAAAGCUUCCUCAUCCUCACUGCAGAGAAGACAAAGCAAGAAAAACAAGAGGACUGGGAGAGAAAAGAAAAAGAGUGGCAGGAAAAUCAGUCCAGGGAAACUGAAAGAAUACGUCAGGAGGAGGAAGAAAAGCAGAAAAAGCUCCAAGAAGCGUUUAAGCAGGAAAGAGAGAAAUAUGAAAUAACAAGAAAAGAAAAUCAAAUCAGACGGGAGCUGGAAGAAAAAGAAUGGAAUAAAUUAGUGGAAAACUACAAGAAACAAAUGGAGGACAUGAGGAAGAAAUAUGAGGAGGAGGCCAGAAAACAAACAGAAGAAUUUAAUAAUUUUACAAUUAAAUAUACGACAGACCUUGAAGUUCUAAAUUCAAAACUGGUGCAACAGCAUGAAGAAGAAAUGCAGCAGAAAGAGGAAGCACACAGAAAAGAGUUUAACCUGUUACAGAAAAGCUGGAACCAGAAAGAAAAGGAACUAAAAGAAGAACUGAUGAGAACACAAACACAACUGCAACAAGGAAUUAAUGAAAAUAAAAAACAGAUAGCAGCUGUAGAUACAGUGGUGAAGAAGAGCAUGAGGGAGGAAGUUUCCAGUGAGGAAACAUCGGUUUCACUGCCAGUUCCUCGUGUCAAACAUUGUGCACGUGAACUCAGGAUAAUGCUGUUUGGAAAAAGUGAAAAAAAGAAAUCAGCCCUGGAAAAGCUCCUCGUUGGGAAAAAAGAGUCUGAAGGUUUUGAAGGAAAGCAAUCUGGUGCUGCCUCUGGAGAGAGGAACAGGAAACCUCCCACAGUUGUAAAAACUCCCGACAUCUUCAGUCUGCCUGUGGAAGUGCUGUUUAUAGUGAUGAAGAGCUGUGUGAGUCUCUGUCCUCCUGGACCAAACGUUCUGCUGCUGUUGGUCAAACCUUCUGAUUUCACUGAAGAGGACAGACAGACUCUGAAUUUGGUCCUGAGCUUGUUUGGUCGAGAUGCUUUUAAUCACUCCAUAGUGAUCCGAACACAUAAUGAGGAAGGGAAUAACUCAGUGGAUAAACUCAUUGAAGAAUCCAAACAAAGGCAGCACUUCGUUAAUUUUGACAGGAAAGACUCCUUCUCAGAUUCCUCAGAGUUGAUGGCAGGAAUGAAUGAGAUGGUGAGUAAAAACUGGGGGAAAUAUCUAACGUUAAAAGAAGAAGCUAAACCCAAUCUGAAGUCCAGUCUGAACCUGGUUCUGUUUGGGAGGAGAGGAGCAGGGAAGACGUCAGCAGCCAAGGCCAUUUUAGGUCAGACUGAGCUUCAUUCAGCCUCCAACUCAUCAGAGUGUGUUAAACAUCAGGGAGAGGUGUGUGGUCGUUGGGUUUCCCUGGUGGAGCUGCCUGCCUUGUAUGGAAAACCUCAGGAGGCAGUGAUGGAGGAAUCACUCAGGUGUAUCUCCCUCUGUGAUCCUGAGGGUGUCCAUGCCUUCAUCCUGGUCCUACCUGUGGCUCCCCUCACUGAUGAAGACAAGGGAGAGUUAGAGACCAUCCAGGAUGCAUUCGGCUCUCGAGUCAAUGACUUCACCAUGAUUCUGUUCACUGUGGACUCAGAUCCUACACAUCCAGCUGCUGGUAACUUUCUAAAGGAAGACAAGGACAUCCAGGAGGUCCGUGAGAGCUGUGGAGGAAGAUCAGUUGUUCUCAACAUCAAGAACAAACAGCAGAUCCCAGAGAUGUUUGAGAUUGUGGAUAAAAUUAGUCAGCCUACAGGACAACUGUGCUGUUAUACAACUACAACAUUUUUACACGCACAAAUGGAGAAAGUCUUAAAACUUGUCACUGGUGGUGAAGUUGGAGAACAGGACUCAGACUGUCUCAGGAUUGUGCUGAUUGGGAAGACCGGCUGUGGAAAGAGCUCUACAGGAAACACCAUUUUAGGAAGAGACGAGUUUACAGCUGCAUCAAGUCAAAUGUAUGUCACACAAUAUUGUAAGAAGGCAGAGGGUGAGGUGGACGGUCGUCCUGUUGUUGUGGUCGACACUCCUGGUCUGUUUGACACAAGUUUGUCCAAUGAAGAAAUUCAAGAGGAGAUGGUGAAAUGUGUCAGUCUCCUGGCUCCAGGACCGCACGUCUUCCUGUUGGUGAUUCAUAUCGGCAGAUUCACAGCAGAGGAGAAGGAGACACUGAAACUCAUCAAGCAAUUCUUUGGGAAGAACUCAGAAAAGUUCACCAUCAUCCUUUUUACCAGAGGAGACGAUCUGGAACGUAUGGGAGAGUCUAUUGAUGAUUACAUCAAGAACAAAUGUCACAGUUCCUUUAAGAAACUGAUCUCUGACUGUGGAGGAAGAUACCAUGUGUUCAAUAAUUCUGAGAAACAAAACCGCACACAAGUCAGUGAGCUGAUAGCAAAGCUUGACAUCAUGGUGAAGGACAAUGGAAGACGCUUCACCAAUAAGAUGCUGAGGAACCUGAAGGAGAAGGAAGAAGAGAUGCAGAAGGAAAAGGAAGAGAUCGAAAGAAAGCAUAAGCAAGAAAUGAAAGCAAUGAAAAAAAGAAUGGCAGAAGAGAGAGAAAAAUCAGAAAAUGAGAGAAAACAGAAAGCUGAAGAACUCAAGGAAAUGAAGAACAAAAUUAAGGAAGAACAAGAGAAGAAAAAAAAAGAAGAAGAAAUGAGAGAAAAGGAGGAAAAGGAAAAGGACACUGGAGAAGAAAGAUAUCGACAACAAUUCAAAGAAGAACUUGAAAAGUUGGACAGACAAAUUCAUUUGGAAAAAGAGGCAAAGGAAAGUGUCGACAGACAUCUGGAAGAGACCAGAGAAGAGAUGCAACGAAAACAAGAACUUUAUUUGAUAGAUGCAAUGAAGAAAGGACAGAGACAGAGGGGCAGACAUGUGGCAAAGGGCCACGGGUUGGACAAGAACCCAGGCCGGCUGCUCUCAGCCGUUUGGUACAUGGUUGCCCUCAAAGCCAAACCAGUGCCUGAGAUUCUGUCGUGUUAUGUCAUCCAAAACAAAGAUGACGGUUGA
Messenger RNA from Pundamilia nyererei, 4155 nucleotides. RefSeq lists its product as uncharacterized. Gene Ontology annotation, molecular function: GTP binding. Bases 43 to 4155 code for a protein of 1370 amino acids. NCBI's taxonomy places the organism in Eukaryota, Metazoa, Chordata, Actinopteri, Cichliformes, Cichlidae. The record is from RefSeq and is a predicted model, not a curated record. The transcript has 6 exons.